CUGUAGUUCCAGAAAUUGCCGAAUGGCAGUAGUGUUGCAAGUGAACUGAUGUGGUUGUAGAAGAGAAUCGAUUAAUUUGUUAGAAAGAAAUUACUGCGGGUGAUAUAUCGACCAGUUAAGAAGAAUGUAAAUAAAACUCCUUUUACCUGACACAUGGCUAUAAGCAAUACGAGGUUUGCAGAGGAAAAUAUGUCGUUUCUAUCGUCCACAUAACGCGUAAGUACGCCCCUUUACGGCUCAGCGGUUUACCUCUUUCGAUAUCACUGCUUACCGUUGAUUCGAAUGUGUAAGAAGUCUUCAGAUGCAUACAGCGCAGGAAUAUGUAUGUAUUUUGACAUUCUGUUGAAAGAAAUGUUAUACGGGCUCUCAACUCGGUGCUGUUUUCCCAUUGGCUGGUCGAGAAUCCACAUUUCUAAUGACGCCAUAUAAGAUACCACCUGAUUGGUUGUAUUUUCACGACGAGUAAGGACGGUGGGUAUUAUUCUAACCAAUUAGAUCACUGGUCUUAUAAGCUAUUCUCGUUAUUUUACGCGAUAGCGACUGAUAUGUGGAAUGGAAGAGGAAUUUGAGGAUGUUUGGGAUUGGGCACCAGUGUAAAAUGCAUUAUAUUGUGGUAAGCUGUCAUUUGUUCCUUUACCGGAAGGGCCUGUAGUUAUCCAUGGCGGAGGAAUUGUUCUGUUCUGAUUCCGACCGAGUUUGUGACACAGGAAGUAUUGAGCGUAUCAAGGCACCCAAGCCGAAAGAGGACACUUCGAAUGGCGUUCACAAAGUUCAUUGUUCCCUAAUCUGUAGUGCUUGUGUUGCAAGUGUAAAUUUUAAGCGAAAUCGAUGUGCUCCGUUAGGUGAGAAAUUACUCACCCCAUCAAGUGCGUAGUGCGUGUUCGAGAUGCAGGUAGUGAACCUAAAGUGUUUGUGAGUGCCCGGCUGUCAUGUUGGCGUUGGUCGGAACAUUUUUUUUCUAAUCUCUUGUCAAGAAUUAUGAUAGUUACCGUCAGGUCGUGGACGGACGCUAACCUGACUCCCUCUUUUCAUUCGCAUCUCUGUUAUAAAUAUUUUAAGCUACCACAUCCCGGGUGGUAUAGCGUUAGUGUUGGUGCGUCUCUCUUGAGCUACGUUACGAAAUACUGAACAAAAUGAGUUUUUUUGAGAAAAGGACGUUUGAGAGUUCGGAGUCACUUUCUGUAACGAACAUUGCAAAAAUGUUAUUUUUUCAAGAGGACUCAAUAGAAAAGAAAAGAUGGCAGCCAUUCUGAGUGAUCAGUUGGUCAAUUGGAAUCUCAUUCCAAUUCUGUUAAUGAUGAUAAGUGAGGCAUAAAGUGAUUUAUAGUAAUAGAAUGGAUUCAUAUGAUUUGUUUGGAGAGGAUGUCGGCGGCGGAAUGUUAGAUGGAUUAGCUGACCUGGGUGCAGAUAAUUUUGAUCCAGCUCCAUCAUCUGUUACAAAUGCAGCACGCGAUGCUCCAGGUUCUGGCCAAGGCUAUGUUCAACCACCUUACGGCCACCAGAUUUCGGGUAUGCAGCAAGAGUCACCGCUUCAGAAACUGGCUUCAUUUGGAGGAGAAUUUACACCCGCAAAUCAUCUGGAUCCAUCAUCUCAGAACUUGUUCCACCAGAAUCAGACUGGUUAUGAUGGAACGGCGAGACCAAUGUGUCCUCCUGGUGCUGUUACCGGGUAUCAGGGACACGUAAGAAACAUGGGACCACAGCACGAUAUUAGGAGGCCGCCUCAUCCCCAGCCACCAACUGCAAAUCAGUAUGGACCAUACUGUACAUCUGAUGCAUUGUAUGGAAUAGAACAGCAGCCUGGUAUCAGUGGUCCAGGUAUGACUGUUAGUGACAGUGGUAUGCAGGGUUGGAGCAAUGUGCCAGGUGGUUAUCCUGCAGGUAUGAGGCAUUACAAUCAAAUUAAUCAGGGUGGUUAUCGGCAUGUGAACUACCCACAUCAGCAGGACAGCCUGGCAUCUCAACAGAAAAUCACACCUCAACAGCCUUAUUCUUCAAAUCAGCAAAAUUUGAUUAAUUCAAUGAUGCAACCUCAUCAGAACAUUCAGACACCUAGUGGCUAUCCAAUGACUCAACAGAGAAUGCAGUCAAGUGUUAACAUGGGGCAACAGCAACAGUGUUACUCACAGGGUUCUCAAAAUCUUGUUUAUGCAGGUUCGUCAUCUACAGCUUCGAUAAAUCAGUCCUACAGCAACUACAAUCCCUUACAACACCAACAGUCCAGUAGAAUGCCACAUCAUGUACAGUAUACUGCAAAUCAGCAACAGAUGCAACAGUUAGAACUGAAUAAUUCUCAAGCUUCUCAGGCUUCAUCAUAUAACCAUUUACAACCACAUAAUCAGGCAUUACCUGGUGGUCCCUCACAGAUGGGCCAUCCUGGUGUACCGGGUUACGGACAGCCAACAAAUCCUCUUGGACACCAAAUGCCACGGCCUAUUGGUAUCGAAGUCAGUUCAGGGUCGUCAGCAUCUCAGUAUGGUGUUGCUAACCAAAAACAGCACACUCAGCUCGGUGGUGCGAGUCCGCAGUACAGGGCGCCAUAUCCACAGCUGUCUCCACAAAUGUCGCCUAGGCCCCAGAUGUCCCCGAGACCCUCCCAGCAACAACAGAUGUCACCUCGUCCUGUAAUGUCACCAGCAAAAACAAGUACGCUAUCUCCUCAUCCCCAUCAACAGCAGCCAACUCUUUCACCACGACCUGCUACAGCACUUACACCGAAAUCAUCAAACUCUUCUCCUGCUCCCAUUAAUGUUCCUUCGUUUUCACAGCAAAGUACGUUACAGCAAUUGGAACAGAUGGUUAUGCCUCCAGUUAGUGGUGGCUCAACAGACUACCCUACUUACCAACCAAGGUUACCCCACCCAACUACACAGCAUCCCACCACACAACAAGCAAAUCCAUUGUCUCCAGCUGUGGGCCCACGCAUGCCUGUCUCACCUCAGCAGUGGCCACACCAACCAUUAAGACCAUCCACAAAUAUUGGUAGUGGUAUUGGAAUGCUAGACCAACAGUCCAAUCAGAGCAUGUCAUCAUAUGUUCCACAUACUACUGCUGAAUCUAGAACAGUGGAGCUUCCAAAGACUGUAAGUGGUGUUACAUCAGAAGUUAAUGUUCCAAGUAUUUCAAGUGGAUCUAUACCAGCAAAUGAGACUGGCAAUUUGACAUCUGUAUCUCAUACUGACUUCACUACUUCAUCUCAGAUACUAAGUGAAAAGUACCCAGAGGGUGAAACUGCACAAAAUGGAGGAGAAAAUCUCAGUUCCCACAUUCCCUCAUCUGUUCCAGUCAGUGCCACAGUCAGUCACAAGUCUUCAGAACUGGAUCCCGUUAAGGCUGUGCAACAAGAAAAUGAAUUGCAGAAUUUGCCGAAUAUAGAUGUAAAGGAUGCAACAGAUGGACCUUCUCUGUUAACUUCAACUUCCAGUUCAGUGUUAGCACCUCCACCGCAAGCUCAACAAGAACCUGUUACACAGCAGGCACCUGUUCCAAAUUUCGAUUUUAAUCAGGCAGCUCCCAACAUACAAUAUGCAGGCACUAGUGCAAUGGGUGACAUGAUUCACUCUGGUGGGUCAUCUCAUUACACUUCAGGUAUUGAAGGAGCAUCAGCAGGAAUACCAGAUCCUGUAACGUCUGGAGUAUUGAUGGGGCAACCACCAGGCCUGUUUGAUCCUGGCAUGGGGCAUGGAAGUUUGAUGACACAUGCACCACCCAUGCCCCCUUCAGCAGCACAGCCACCACAAGUGCCACCACCUCCAUCACAUCUUAUGUCUUUAGGACAUACUGAUUUAAGUGCAAUAUACCAGUCUCCAGUGAGCCAUCAGCAGGAAAUAGCAGCAUUACAACAGCAGCUUCAAGAACUGUAUUGUAUGCCACCAGCACCACAGAUUCAAGAGAAGAUUGGUGUUCUUCAAGAAAGGCUUGAAGUUAUCCGAAGGCAUGAAGCAUCUGGACCUUGUCCUGGAGGUCCACAUUGUGUGUUACAAGAUCACAUGUUCGGUUCAAACUUGCUAGAUAACUCACAGGUAUCAAGUACAACAGGUAAAGCUCGAAACAAAGGUGCCCCCAGACCAAAAAAACCAAAGAAAAAGCCAGAAGAUGCAGCGGCUCUGGCACCACCUGCUGAGUGUAAUGAGGCAGGAGAUUUCAGUGAACUCCAUGGCAUUGGUGACAACUUUCAAAACACUUCUUUAGAUGAAAAACAGAAGAAGCCAAAGCCACCUAGGAAACCAAGAGAACCAAAAAAACCAAAAGAACCAAAGACUCCAAAGGAACCAAAACCACCCAAAGAACCUAAAGCUGCCAAAGAGCCGAAACCUCCAAAAACUCCCAAGGAACCGAAGAAAAAGAAGGAACCUAAAGCACCUGGGGAAACAAAGUCUCCAAAACCAAGAAAGAAAGUAGCCAAGAAGAAGGAUGGAAUAGUGGAAGAAACACCAUCUAGUUCAAUCGAGAGUGGUGUUGAAGAAGUCCUGUCAGAUCUUCUUGCAGCAGUAGAAUCUGAAAUUGCAUCAGUGGAAAGACAAGACAGUGAAAGUGAAAUGCUGACCCCAGAUGAUCCUGCAAGCCCUUCGAAAAGUUUGUCAGAAUCAUCAACGAAGACAACGCCAACGACUAGAAAGCCUAAAAGGGAUAGAAAGGCGAAAGUGAAACCAGUUUUUCCUGCAAAACGGAAUGCAAAGGGAAUGUUCACAAAGAAGAAUAAAAAGAAAUUAGUUGGCGGUGAUGAAUCUGAUGCAGAAGACAUGUUGGCGACUCCUCCGCCAUCGCCUGACGAUGAUUCAGAAAGUUCAAAAAAUAAACGCCGAUCUGCUCGAAAUACUCAAAGGAAGAAGUAUGUUGAUGAUAUUAUGCUUAGUAUAUCGGAUGAGGACUCUCCAAAGUCAUCAGCUCCAAGAACUGAUCUGCCGAAGACUUCUGCAGAUGAUUCUGCUGAUCCAGCUGUGAAGCCAAAUUUUGUUUACAUUAACACAACUGAUGAAGAUUCAAUGGUUGUGCAAUAUAUUUUGGCUGUAAGGAAAGGCAGAAGAGAGAUUAAACCACCAGCAGAUGCUCAGAAUAAUAAGGAGGUUAAGCCAGAAUCCUCUAUCAAGACAGAGGUCACCACAGAAAAUGAAAAUGCGCCUGCUGUAAUCAGUGAACAGGAGCCUGUAAAUAACUCUACACCUGUAGUAGAUGUUCCGGCUGUGGAUGAAAUAUGUGCAACUGGGGAAAAUCGGAACAACGAAGUGUGUCAGCAGUCAGACAUAGAUUUUGAAAAGAAGUCUGACGCCCCACUAAGUAUUUAUAACUUCAGUGAAGAAACUGAGGAACCAGUUCUUUUGAGAUCAAAUGUUACUGCAGCAAGCAAUAGUGGUAGUGCAGAAUAUAUUGACAGGGUUAGAAAGUUUGAGACUACUCCAGUUGAUGAAGAAACAGAAAGCACCACAAAACCAGAAGAAAGUGAAAGCCAGCUAAAAGUUGAAGACAGUGGGAGCUCUCUGGAAGUGGCUAGGUUGAAUGAAAGAAAUCAGCAGUACCUAUCGAAUCCACUUGAUGGAGAUAUAGUUGCAAAAGAUAGAACUGAAAGCAAAAACAAAGUAGACUGUAAAUCUGAUGUCAAAUAUGUUGAAGUAGAGGAAUAUUUUGUCAAGUAUCGCAAUUUUUCUUAUUUACAUUGUGAAUGGAAAACUGAAGAAGAACUGUUCAAAGGGGAUAAGAGAAUUGCAGCCAAACUUAAGAGGUUUAAACAGAAGAUGGCUCAUCAUGCAAACAUUUUUGAGAAUUUUGAAGAUGAACCCUUCAACCCUGAUUAUGUGGAAGUAGAUCGGGUCUUGGAUGUUGCUGAACAUACAGAUCCUAAUACUGGGAAAACGAUCAAACAUUACCUGGUUAAGUGGCGGUCAAUGCAGUAUGAAGAUAGCACAUGGGAGUUGGAAGAAGACGUAGAUCCAAUGAAGAUUGAGCAAUUUGAGCAGAUCAACAAGAAGCCCCCAAAGGAUAAAUGGAAGCCAAAGAAGAAACCAUCCCCAGAAUCAUGGGUGAAAUUAGAAGAAUCUCCAGAAUAUAAAAAUGGUAAUAGGUUAAGAGCGUAUCAGCUUGAAGGAUUAAACUGGUUGCUUUUUUCGUGGUACAAUGGCCGCAACUGUAUACUGGCAGAUGAGAUGGGUCUUGGAAAAACUAUACAGUCGUUAGCAUUUAUUCAUGCAGUUCACGAAUAUGGAAUUAGAGGCCCCUUCCUGGUCAUUGCACCUCUUUCUACCAUACCAAACUGGCAACGUGAGUUUGAAGCAUGGACUGACAUGAAUGUAAUAGUAUAUCAUGGAUCGACUGCAAGCAGAAAUAUGGUUCAGGAAUAUGAAAUGUAUUAUAGAAAUGAGAAAGGCAAUCCUAUCAAGGAAAUACAGAAGUUUAAUGUGUUGAUUACAACUUUUGAAAUUGUGAUAACAGAUUGUAUGGAACUUAAGGAAUUCAACUGGAGAUUGUGUGUCAUUGAUGAAGCUCAUCGACUGAAGAAUAGAAAUUGUAAAUUGCUAGAGGGAUUAAGAUUGCUUAAUUUGGAACAUAGAGUUCUUCUGUCUGGUACACCUCUUCAGAACAAUGUAAAUGAGCUUUUCUCACUGCUCAAUUUUCUUGAACCUACCCAAUUUUCAAGCAGCGAAGCAUUCCUGCAGGAGUUUGGUGCUUUGAAGACUGAAACUGAAGUCCAGAAACUUCAGGUUAUUUUGAAGCCUAUGAUGCUUAGAAGAUUGAAAGAAGAUGUUGAAAAAUCAAUUGCACCGAAGGAGGAAACUGUUGUUGAGGUUGAACUGACAAAUAUUCAGAAGAAGUACUAUCGUGGUAUACUAGAAAGAAAUUUUUCUUUCCUUUCAAAAGGAACAACAUCAGCCAAUGUUCCCAACCUUAUGAAUACUAUGAUGGAGCUACGAAAAUGCUGCAUUCAUCCAUAUUUACUUAAUGGAGCUGAAGAACAGAUUCAGUUCGAUUAUCGUCAGUCGAAGCAGCUGAAUACAGAUGAUCCUGAUGGCUACUUUCAAGCACUGAUUAAUUCAUCAGGAAAAAUGGUUUUAAUUGACAAGCUGCUGCCCAAACUGAAAGCAAAUGGCCACAGGGUUCUGAUAUUUAGCCAAAUGGUUAGGUGCUUAGAUAUUCUUGAAGAUUAUUUAGUUUACAGAAAAUAUCCAUUUGAGAGGAUUGAUGGACGUAUUCGAGGGAAUCUCAGGCAAGCUGCCAUUGACAGAUUCAGUAAACCAGACUCGGAUCGUUUUGUAUUCCUACUGUGCACAAAAGCUGGUGGGCUUGGAAUUAAUCUGACUGCAGCAGACACUGUAAUUAUUUAUGACAGUGACUGGAAUCCUCAGAAUGAUUUACAGGCACAAGCAAGAUGUCACCGAAUUGGCCAACAAAAAAUGGUUAAAGUUUAUCGUCUGCUUUGUCGAAACACAUAUGAACGGGAGAUGUUUGACAAAGCUUCAUUGAAGUUGGGCCUUGAUAAAGCAGUUCUUCAGAGUAUGAAUACAGCUCAAGGAGGUAAAGACCAAACAAACAAACAGCUGUCAAAAAAGGAAAUUGAAGAUCUUUUGAAAAAAGGUGCUUAUGGUGCCAUUAUGGAUGAAGAUAGCGCAGGAGACAAGUUUUGUGAAGAAGAUAUAGAUCAAAUUUUAGAACGCAGAACACAAAUCAUUACAUUAGAAUCUGAGAAAGGAUCAACCUUCUCAAAAGCUAGUUUUGCCUCCUCUGGAAUACGGUCUGAUAUUGACAUAGAUGAUCCUGAUUUCUGGAAAAAAUGGGCAAAGAAAGCAGAAAUUGACACCUCGGAAAAAGAAGAAAAGGAUCAACUAGUCAUAUCUGAACCCAGACGCCGCACACAAAUCAAGCGAUAUGGCCACGAUGAGUCAGUUGUCGACAUGUCUGAACUGGACAGUUCAUCAGAAAGUGAUGAAGAUCCUGCCAUUGGUGUUGGCAGAGGGAGAGGCCGAAGACACAGGAAACAUGGUAAGAAACACAAGAUAAAGUUCCCGUGCGAUGAUUACAUCCCAAGGGAUGGUGAAAUUGUGUAUGGGAGCUGGGCAAGAAGUGAAUGUUUUAAAAUAGAAAGGGGUCUUCUGACAUUUGGGUGGAGCCGUUGGACAGAAAUACUCACACACAGCCAUUUCCGUCGUGGAUGGCGAGAAUCUGAUGUAGAAGAUUGCGCUCGUGUCAUUUUACUUUAUUGCUUGAGAUACUACAGAGGUGAUGAUAAAAUCAGGAGUUUUAUUUGGGAUCUGAUUACACCAUCGGAAAACGGAGAAACAAGAGUGCAGAAGAAUCACAUGGGACUUAAUACACCAAUACCCCGUGGAAGGAAAAAUAAAAAAUUUUUCAAGAAGGAUGGGAGAUCUUCAAAUCAAAAUGAAAUUGGAGAAAUGAAUGAUUGGAGUCGCCAUGAGAAAUACGAUGGUGACAUUCUUUUGGAAAGCAAUUAUAAAAAGCACCUAAGUCGACAUGCAAACAAGAUACUGUUACGUGUUCGAAUGCUUUAUUAUAUAAAGCAUGAGAUUAUAGGUGAUCUGGUGCAACAUAUUAAUGAUGGUGUCCAUGUUAGUGCCUUGCCGAUAUACCCACCCUAUUGUGAUCAGCCCCCUGUCCCUUGGUGGGACUCAGAUGCAGAUAGGUCCCUUCUGGUGGGUACCUACAAACAUGGUUAUGAAUGCUACCCUGCUAUGAGAAACGACCCGGCACUUGGUUUCCUCGCACGCUGUGGCCCUGAUGUUGGCUCUGCUAUGCUGAUGCUUGGCAAUGCUGAUAAUAACACAAGAGUUGUUGAUGAUGACUCUGGAAGACUGACAGAUGAAGAUGAAACUGCAGAGGGAGAAUCUUCAGUCUUGAGAGAUAAUCUUGGUGAGACUAUGCUCGCAGAUGGGUGCCAUGAAGUCAAUUCUGUACCAACUCCUGAUCAGACAGAGUCUGCAUCAUCAUCCAUAGAACAUACCAGUCAUGUAAUGAAGGAUGAAAGCAAAGUUGCACCAGAUGAUGAUCCAAGUAAACUUCAGUGGCCAUCAAUGGUGGACCUCAACAAUAGGCUCCGUCGUGUAAUUACGUCGUAUCAGCGCAACUUCAAGAAGGAAGAAAUGAAGAUGGCUCAAAAAGCGAAGCAGGGGGUAGAAGCAGAGCAGCAUGCAGUUAUCAGAGAUGUACUGAACACACAAGGAUGGGAUUUGCAACAACUAGCCAUGUAUCUAUGGAAAAUGGAGAGGCGGGAGAAAAUUGAACAAAUUGUUCGUGAAAGAGAGAGACAAAAACUUGAAAUACAUCAGAGAAGGUGGUCACGCCGUGAGGAGGCUGAUUUCUACCGUACAGUUUCAACUUUUGGGGUUGAAUUUGACAGGAAACGGGGUAAAUAUGAUUGGUCAAAAUUCAAAUCAUUGUCAAGAUUGGAAAAAAAAUUUGAUGAUACAAUCACAGAGUAUUAUAAAGCUUUUGUAGCGAUGUGCAAGAGAGUUUGUGGAAUGAAACUCUCAGAAGAAGAAGAAUUUGCUGAUAUCCCUGUAGAGCCUUUGAGUGAAGACAAAGCUCGCAGGACGUUAGAACGAAUUGAAUUGCUAAGUAAAAUUAGAGAAGAAAUAAUUGUUCACCCGCAGUUAGAUGAAAGAUUAAAAUUGUGCCAAGUGUCUGCAGAUAUACCUGAUUGGUGGGUGCCUGGUAAACAUGAUAAGGAUUUACUAAUUGGUGCAGCCAAGCAUGGUUUAGGCAGAACAGAGUUCUUUAUUUUAAACGACCCUGAAUUAAGUUUCUUUGAUGUACUAAGGAAACAUCUAGCCAUAGAUCAGCCACUUCCAGAGGCAAAAGAACAUAAUCAGCUAGAUGAAAUUAAGUAUGAGCGGCCUGAAGAUAUUCUUAGAACAGACAAGAAUGAGAUUAUUGUGAAACUAGAAAAAGGAGAAGGCACAUUAAAGAUAGAAAAAAUAGGAAUUAAGAAAGAAAUGAAAACUGAGGAAGAAAAAAAUCAGUUCAGGGAAAAAGAUGAUGUAUCCCAGGGCCAAAAUAUUGUAGAAUUAACAUUACUUGCGAAUAAAAUUAAAGCAGAGAAUGAGGAAUGUACACAGAGUUUUGAUAAAUCUGAUAAUGAACAGGGUUCCAGUAACACCCAAGAAAGUGAAUCAGCAAAUAGAGAAGAGAAAGAGAAAUUGAUUUCCAUGGAUAACAACAAAACAUCUGAGGAGGACACAACAGAGCCAGUGAACUGUUCAAUUACAGAAGUGAAUAAAGCUGAAGUGGUUUGUUCAGACAAGGUGCAGGAUCUUCAACAGGAGGAAACACAUCAGCUGGUUCACACUUCACAGUGCCCUGCUGCAGAGAAUGAACUAUUAGAUACACAACAAACAAUAGAAUCAGAAGAACCUAAAGACAUGGAAAAAGUUACAUCAAUUGGAGAUCAUGCUGAAGACAAUGAUAAGAAUAAUGAACAAGAAAUUGACAUGGAAGUUUCAGAUUCUGUUACAGAACCUGAUCUUCUGAAGCCUGAGGAUAGAAACUGUCUUGAUAACAAUGAUAGAGAAAUGCAAUCUGCAUCAGCUGUUAAGACUGAAGAGUCUGACAGUAGAACAAAAGAUGAAAUAAUUGCUCAGGAAAAAGAUCAUGAGAUGAAAACUGAGUUCGAACUGAAGGAAGUAAAGCAGGAAGGAACUGACCAAGAACAAAUCGCCUCGAAUGAAAUUGAGAGACCUAUAUCAGACCUGAAUGUCAAGUAUGAAACUGAACUGAAAAGGACAUGCAGCAGUUUAAAGCGGGCUGAAUCUAAUGAUCAGGAAGAUACUCAAGGAAAAGCAAGCAGCAGUGCCCAAACUCCAGAUUUGAAAAACGUCUUCCCAGACCUGGAAGUUAUCCACCCAUUAGCACGACUAGCUGAGAUUGAUACAUUUGUCUUAGGAGCAAAACAGAAUAGCAACACUGGCUCGUUGGAUUUCUCUGAACCAACAGUUGCGCAAUUACUGGCACAAAGCUACCAGAAUCCAGUGAAAUGGCCUAAGGAUCACGUACUCCAGACAAGACUACAACAUAUUAUUCAUGCUGUCGAACAUAAAGAAUGGCCAGUACCACGGAAUUUCUCAUCGAGCAGUAUUCAGAAUAAUGUUUCUAGUACAGGAGAACUGGAUCUAAGUUGUCAUGAAACACCUGAUGUUACACCUAAACGAGAAACAUCAACGCCAAUGUCAUUGUCAGAAGGCUCAGAAGUUAUUACCAUAACUACAGAUCAUGGUGCUUCUAGGGUCUCUUCGUCAAAGAAGAGAAAGAGACACAUAGCAAUUGAUGUUGAGACAGAAAGAG
This is a messenger RNA of Schistocerca gregaria, 11283 nucleotides long. RefSeq names its product chromodomain-helicase-DNA-binding protein 7 (gene kis). NCBI's taxonomy places the organism in Eukaryota, Metazoa, Arthropoda, Insecta, Orthoptera, Acrididae. Gene Ontology annotation, molecular function: ATP-dependent chromatin remodeler activity; ATP binding. The record is from RefSeq and is a predicted model, not a curated record.